AUCUCAUGCUUGUUGAUUGGUUCGUUGCGCCACCGCAUUGGCAGCCUGGGCAGCCGCUUGUAGCUGACCGCUUGUAGCCGUUAUCGGUGUUCCGAGCCGUUUGCGUUGUGCUCGCGCUCCAGUGAACCCCUGUCCGCGUCAGCAUGGGCGUUGAAGUGCAGACCAUCUCUCCCGGCGACGGUCAGACAUUCCCAAAAAUUGGUCAGACAGUUGUGGUCCACUACACAGGUACCUUGGCAGAUGGUGCAAAGUUUGACUCAUCACGGGAUAGGGGCAAGCCAUUCAAGUUUCGCAUUGGCAAAGGGGAAGUCAUUCGCGGCUGGGACGAGGGUGUUGCUCAGAUGAGUGUCGGCCAACGAGCCAAGCUGAUCUGCUCUCCAGACUAUGCCUAUGGAGCCAUGGGCCACCCUGGCAUAAUCCCGCCCAACGCCGUGCUCACAUUCGAUGUGGAACUGCUGCGGCUCGAGUAAAAGGCACGGUUGCUCCACGCCCCCCCAGCUCUCCGAGCAUGCGUCGGCGCCAUGGCUGGCUCCGGACUUCGCUCACCUCUCGCCCAAACCCCACCACCAAGCGUUUCUGUUUGUUUGUUUCAUUUGUUUUGUCUCCUCUUUGCCCCCAGCAAAGUCUCGGACAGAGGCUUCACCUUCCUCUCGUGGGCAGUUGAAGGGCAGCCUUGUUUGCACCCUGCGUCAGGCCUCCUCCGAGCAGCGGACAACACACUUUUAUCUGUUGAACAGCAUCCAGGAGGGAAUUCUUUCGGGAAUCGAGAUUCAUGCCCCAAACGUUUUCAACAAGUGUUUUCUUUUUUUCUGUUUUGCUGGGCUGGUAAUGCUCAUUGUGCCCAACGAACUAGCCCAAAUUGUGCGGGAGACCUUCCAUUUUUUCCUGCGUGCUCUCCAGCCGUCGAGUUGCUGCUAGUGACCCAGGCCACCUCGUGAACAAAAAGGAGUUUCAGCAGAAUCUGAUGACACGUUGCAAGAACCGCCGUGGAUUGUGGCAGUGUUGGAAAUCCCAGGAUGGUCUGCCGUCGGGAGAUGUCCACCGAUCACCGUGGGGGUCCUGACAGCGUGCGUGCAGCAGAAGCAGCAGCGAGCAUGCGUCCUCUUCUUGCCUCGGCAUAUGAGAUCCCGUGCUUUGGUGGUGUUUCAGGGCAGCCGACCACUCUGCUCGAAGGAGCCUUUGACAUUGGACUUGCCAAGAAAGCCGCCGUGUUUCUCUGUGUACGCUCUCUGGUUGUUGGGGACGUGGUGUUGGCGCGGUGCCUUGAUGAUGCCGAAUUGCCACACUGCACCCUGGAACUAUGCACCCCUCCCGUGCCCUGUACCUGUGUGUGAGAAAUAGAGAUGUUCCAAAUGCACCUUU
Dermacentor andersoni is the source of this 1362-nucleotide messenger RNA. RefSeq names its product peptidyl-prolyl cis-trans isomerase Fkbp12 (gene Fkbp12). Lineage: Eukaryota; Metazoa; Arthropoda; Arachnida; Ixodida; Ixodidae. Gene Ontology annotation, cellular component: cytoplasm; sarcoplasmic reticulum membrane. The record is from RefSeq and is a predicted model, not a curated record. Gene Ontology annotation, molecular function: peptidyl-prolyl cis-trans isomerase activity. Gene Ontology annotation, biological process: protein peptidyl-prolyl isomerization.